CGGCGCGCCGCGUCGUUUCCGUUGCCGGCAGUUUGCAGUUGGGGAAACCGAGGCAGCGCCAGCUUUGCCCCCCCUAGCUCUUCCGCUCCUGUGAGACAAACAAACAAUGUUUUUUUCUUUGUGGGACUUCUUCUAUGGGCACUUUUUCCGCUAUUGGAUGAAAUGGCUCUUGCGGCAGAUGACCGGGAAGUGCGAGCUGCAGCGGAUUUUUGAUGCCUAUGUGGGGGCGCAGAGGACACAGAGGAUAGAAAGUUCCUUGACACACUCCAAGAAUAAGGUCUUGCGUGACGCCACGCAGGUUGUGGAGAGUGAAGUGGACCAGUGUGUAGACGACAUCAUGAAAGAGAAGAACAUCAGCCCCGAGAAGGACACCAGCUUCCGCGUGUGCAUGAGGGCCUGCUUGCUGCAGAUCUCCGGGUACAAGCAGCUCUACCAGGACGUGGAGAGCGUGCGGAGGAAGCCCUACGACUCGGACAACCAGCAGCACGAGAAGAUGCUCCUGCGGCUUUGGAAGCUGCUGAUGCCCACGAAACAGCUGCAGAGCCGGAUCUCCAAGCAGUGGGCUGACAUUGGCUUCCAGGGCGAUGACCCCAAGACAGACUUCCGAGGCAUGGGCAUGCUUGGACUGAUCAAUCUUGUGUAUUUCAGUGAAAAUUACACCAGAGAAGCUCAUCAUAUUCUUUCCCGUUCAAAUCAUCCCCAGUUGGGGUAUUCUUAUGCAAUAGUUGGGAUCAAUCUCACGGAGAUGGCUUACAGCUUGCUCAAGAGUGACGCGCUCAAGUCCCACCUCUACACCUUCGUCCCUGGCAUGCCAACGAUGGAGCACUUCCAUCAGUUCUACUGUUAUCUUGUCUAUGAAUUUGACAAGUUUUGGUUUGAAGAAAAACCAGAAAGCAUUAUGUUGUUCAACGUGUACAGAGAGAAGUUUCACGAGAAGAUUAAAGGACUCUUGCUGGACUGUAAGGUAUCGCUCACUAUAAAAACAUGAGCUGUCCACCGUAGCUUCCCUUUCUACCCCAUUUUGCACACGCAGCAGAAUUUAUAUGUUGUAAUAGAAAUGAUCUGAUCACUACACUCCUUAUAGAAUUAAUUUCCUACAAAGAUAUUGCAGAAGUUCUAUUUAAGAAAGCUAAUGGACAAUCAGUGUAUGUUUACAGUUGUCUGUACACUGUAUCUUCUCCUGCCCAAGACCCCUCUGUGGAGCCAGGUGCACCCCAGUUUUUGAAACUCGGUUCUUAGCCCGUUCAGUGGAAGAGUGGAAAUCAGGUACUUGCAUUUAAAUUGGUUGAUUAAAAUGUGUCUAAAUCCAGUUGCAGUUUGGUGUGAUG
This is a messenger RNA of Sorex fumeus (smoky shrew), 1328 nucleotides long. RefSeq names its product ELMO domain containing 2 (gene ELMOD2). The record is from RefSeq and is a predicted model, not a curated record. The transcript is spliced from 9 exons. Bases 107 to 988 code for a protein of 293 amino acids. Gene Ontology annotation, cellular component: membrane. Lineage: Eukaryota; Metazoa; Chordata; Mammalia; Eulipotyphla; Soricidae. Gene Ontology annotation, molecular function: GTPase activator activity.